AUGCACGAAGAUUUUAUGAGCCAACAAGCUGUUGAUUUCCACGAAGGACUGGAAUGGAUGAAUAUGAUUCUUUCUAGCUGUCAUAUUUUGAGUAAUAUUAUUCAAGAUGUACUUUCUUCUUCAAAAUUGGAAUCAGGAACCGUGGAAUUGGACCUUUCCAACUUCGAUUUAGUGUACUCGAUAGAAGAAAUUAUUUCUAUCAACAGUGUUACAGCAUUCAAGAAAGGUAUUGACGUAGGACUUGAAAUUGAUAUCAAGCGAGGAUCAAAACACAGAGUACCAAUUGUUGUUAAAGGAGAUGUUCACAAAUUCCAACAAAUUUUGACAAAUUUGAUGGGAAAUGCAAUCAAGUUCACUCAUACUGGAUCUGUUACAGUCUCAGUUGAUGUUCAAGAUGAGACAGAAAACGCUGUUAAGGUGUUUGUUGUCGUUUGUGAUACAGGUAUUGGUAUCCCCAAAGAAAAACAAAAGAUUUGUUUAAAGUUUUUCGCGACUUAA
Messenger RNA from Naegleria fowleri, 498 nucleotides. RefSeq lists its product as uncharacterized. Lineage: Eukaryota; Heterolobosea; Eutetramitea; Acrasida; Naegleriidae. Bases 1 to 498 code for a protein of 165 amino acids. The transcript has a single exon. The record is from RefSeq and is a predicted model, not a curated record.